AAAAUCCAAAAAUUAUAAAAAAAAGUAGAGAAAUAAGUGGAAAGAGCUGAAUAUGCCUUCCAUUGAAAAAGUGUCAGCGGAAAAGCACGUCGGAGAUGCUACAGUUUUAACAUACCACAAAGGUCAUGUGUUUUCUGGUGGAAUAGAUGGAAAAAUUAAAAUUUGGGAUAAUGAUCUAAAUCUAAUUCGAUCGGUUGAUGCCCACGAAGCUUACCUUUAUGCUUUGACAGUUAAUAGUUCCGGCAAACUUUACUCGAGCAGCUGUGAUGGUUCGGUAAAAUUUAUGCAACCUCCUUAUGAUAAGGUUGAAGAGCUCUUGCUCUGCGACGACGCAAUAGAAGCCAUGUGCUGCGAAGGUGAUACUCUUUACAUUGGGGAUGAAAAAGGUCUUGUAACUAAUUGGCAAGACGAUAAAAUGCUUCUGAAGUAUAAUUUAGUGGAAGAAGUGAAAUCUUUGGCCGCUGAAAAGGGUUGGAUUUAUACCGUUAGAGAUUGGGAUGUUGUCGUUUCAGAAUUGCUUCCUGGUAAAUCUGGUAAAUAUGUAACACGAGCAGUGUUGGAUGGAAAAUCACCGUUGUGUUUGCUCGGUCCUGUGUUAACCGAUCGACACAAGUAUCUUGCCUAUCCAGAUCGAACGGGAAAGGGUUUGACAUUAGUUAAAAAUCUCUUGGCCGAAAGAUUUUCUAUUGCCUGGCAACUGCCGGACUGCCACGAAAUGAUCGUUAAUGCCUUAUGUGGCGAUGAAAAAUUUUUAUAUUCCGGAGGUUAUGAUAAUAAAGUUAAGGGAUGGACGGACUUGGAUGAAGAGAAACCAAAAGCGCUUGGUGAAAUUGAUCUUGGGAGUUGUGUAAAUUGUUUGUGUUGUGGCAACGAUAAUACAGUAUAUAUAGCUUGCAGUGACGGUAUUAUUCGACGAGCUAAGUUUUUGUAAAAACGGGUUUGAUUCAAUUUUAAGAUCACUUUAAGAUAAUUAUCGAAUAUUUUACCGAAUUGCUCCUGACUUUGCUGUGUAUCUCUCUGAUUUCAAAUGUGUUGUAUUCUGGGAAGUGGCAUGUGUAGCUAUUCCUGGUGAUGGUGUACCCUUGAUAUAGAGUUGAGAGUACGUUGUCCGGAUAGAUGUUAAAGGAACUUUAAGAUGCACAAUUUUGUAAAAUAUAAGCGCUGCACUUUUGUGUCUUCCAGCUAUACACACACACCCUCACACACACACACACACACACACACACUGCAUUGCAUAUGCAAUAAGCUUUCGUGUCUUUGCGAAUAGAAGGCAGGAUUUUAUUUUUGAUAUUUGUUUGCAUUUUUUCCUAUUUUGCUUUGCCGCAUAAUUACAAAAUAUAUGUUAGCGAAGGGAUGAGUCGACGCUAAUGAAGCCC
Messenger RNA from Glossina fuscipes, 1376 nucleotides. RefSeq lists its product as uncharacterized. The record is from RefSeq and is a predicted model, not a curated record. Bases 53 to 931 code for a protein of 292 amino acids. Gene Ontology annotation, molecular function: protein binding. NCBI's taxonomy places the organism in Eukaryota, Metazoa, Arthropoda, Insecta, Diptera, Glossinidae. The transcript is spliced from 3 exons.